Messenger RNA from Staurois parvus, 324 nucleotides. NCBI's taxonomy places the organism in Eukaryota, Metazoa, Chordata, Amphibia, Anura, Ranidae. The record is from the annotation of a GenBank genome assembly.
CUCUGGUCAUUCCCUGCACUGUCUGCACAGUCUCUGGUCAUUCCCUGCACUGUCUGCAGUCUCUGGUCAUCCCCUGCACUGUCAGCAGUCUCUGGUCAUCCCCUGCACUGUCAGCAGUCUCUGGUCAUCCCCUGCACUGUCUGCAGUCUCUGGUCAUUCCCUGCACUGUCAGCAGUCUCUGGUCAUUCCCUGCACUGUCUGCAGUCUCUGGUCAUUCCCUGCACUGUCUGCAGUCUCUGGUCAUUCCCUGCACUGUCUGCAGUCUCUGGUCGUCUCCUGCGCUGUGUCCGCAGUCUCUGGUCAUCUCCUGCACUGUGCCCGCAG